UAGGUUCAUGAAUAACCAGUCUUUUAUGGCUUGUUUUGCAAGAGACAAGUCGGAGAAAGGCGCUUAUAGUGACGUUUUAGGUACAGAUUCCUGGACCGGAGCUGAUGCAUUGCAACACCUAGUUGUGGAUUAACCUUGCAGAUAAAAGCCGCAGGUUAGGGUCACAGUGUGCGUCAGGCUGUGCAGGAUGAAGAGGCUCCGGCUGGUCGUGGUGGGGGCCGGUGUGGUUGGAUUCUCCACCGCUGUCUGUAUAGCUGAGGCUCUCCCUCUCUGCUCGGUGACUCUUCUGUCAGAGAAAUUCAGCCCGGACACCACCAGCGAUGGAGCUGCUGGGAUCCUGUUUGCUGCUGAAUUUCCAGAUGUUCCUCUGGAGAGACAAAGACGCUGGUUCAAAGACAGCUUUGAUCACCUUCUGGCUAUUGCUCAGUCUCAGCAUGCACCAGAUGCCGGCGUAAUGCUGAGCUCUGGCUGUCAGAUUUUUAAGGAAGUUCCAGCCAAUAAGACGCCCUUCUGGUCUGACUUGGUGAUUGGCUUUAGAAUCAUGGCUGAUGGCGAACUGAAGCGUUUUCCAGAUCAUAAAUUCGGACAAGCGUUCACUUCUAUAAAAUGUGAAUGCUCCAGCUACCUUCCCUGGCUGGAGAAAAGGUUUAGAGAGGCUGGCGGCCAAGUGGAGCAGAGGAAAGUUAACAGUUUGCAGGAGCUAAGCGACGGUUUCGACCUCAUUGUGAACUGCUCCGGACUUGGCUCCAAAGAGUUAGUGGGUGACGCAGGCGUGUACCCAGUCAGGGGCCAGGUUCUCCAGGUGGAGGCCCCCUGGUUGAACCACUUCAUCAGAGACGGAGAUGGGAAAACCUACAUCUACCCCGGCAUACACAGCGUCACCAUCGGCGGGACCAGACAGGAGGGAGACUGGCGCCUGCAUGUGGACAAAGGAGACACCCAGAGCAUCCUGGAGCGCUGCGCCAGGCUGGAACCUUCCCUGAAGAAAGCAAAGGUUCUUAGCGAGUGGGUCGGUCUCAGGCCAAGCAGGAGGAACCCGAGGGUGGAGCGGGAGAGGGUGCAGCUGCAGGGCUGCAUGGUGCCGGUUGUUCACAACUACGGCCACGGGGGUUGGGGGGUCACCAUCGCCUGGGGAACGGCUUUGGAUGCCCUGGAGUUGGUCAGAAAGUGCAUUCAAGAAAUGCCUCAACAGGCGAAACUGUGAACCGUUAACCUGCCAAUUUAGAGCAGAGGCUAGUCCUCAUCAAAUCUAACAUCUGAGCACUUUUAGGAUUAUUAAUGAAGCAAAGAGGCCAUAAAAAAAACCCAGCAAGAGGAUAUUUGUGUCUCC
This is a messenger RNA of Cyprinodon tularosa, 1330 nucleotides long. RefSeq names its product D-aspartate oxidase (gene ddo). The record is from RefSeq and is a predicted model, not a curated record. Gene Ontology annotation, molecular function: D-amino-acid oxidase activity; FAD binding. The transcript is spliced from 4 exons. NCBI's taxonomy places the organism in Eukaryota, Metazoa, Chordata, Actinopteri, Cyprinodontiformes, Cyprinodontidae. Bases 188 to 1204 code for a protein of 338 amino acids.